Molecule: messenger RNA, 1862 nt
Organism: Zea mays
Lineage: Eukaryota; Viridiplantae; Streptophyta; Magnoliopsida; Poales; Poaceae
Exons: 12
Coding region: 224-1633 (469 amino acids)
Molecular function (GO): hydrolase activity, acting on carbon-nitrogen (but not peptide) bonds, in linear amidines
Source: RefSeq, marked validated
UGAAGAUGCAGCCACCGCCUCCGUGUCGUCUUCCUCGUCAGCACGCAGCAGUCAGGUCACCACCAACAGCAACAGCAGUAGUGCCGUCGCGUUGUCUCCCACUCCCAAGUCCCAACUCCCACCUCCCCCGCCCGCCGUUCAAAUCUCCCUAGCCUCCCGAAGUAGGCAAGUAGCCCUCCCUGUUCCAUCGAACCCAGCAGAGCAGCCAGCCGAACAACGAAGCAUGCCGUCGAAGCCGAACGCCGCGUCGCGCCUCGUCUUCCUCGCUUUCCUCCUCGUCAUCAGCGCCGCCGCGGCCAACGAUGACGCCGCGGCGCGGCGGACGAUGGAGCAGUUCGCCGGCUUCCCCGCCUCCGACGACGGCGAGGGCCCUUCCAGCGACUUCCACGUCGACUCCGAGGGCCUCCAGCGUCAGAUCGAUGAACUGGCCUCGUUCUCCGACUCGCCCGCGCCGUCCGUGACCCGCGUUCUGUACACCGACAAGGAUGUGCAGGCUCGAAGGUAUAUAAAAGGGAUAAUGAAUCAACUUGGCCUUGUUGUUCGAGAAGAUGCUGUUGGUAACAUAUUUGGCCGCUGGGAGGGUUCCGAGCCUGGACUAGGAGCAGUUGCAACUGGAUCUCAUGUUGAUGCCAUUCCAUUCUCAGGCAAAUUUGAUGGUGUUGUUGGAGUUCUGGGUGCUCUUGAGGCAAUUAGUUUGCUGAAAAGGUCUGCUUUCCUGCCAAAAAGAUCUUUGGAGGUUAUUAUGUUUACAUCAGAGGAGCCUACACGAUUUGGAAUUAGCUGCUUGGGAAGCCGCUUAAUGGCAGGGAUUGAAGAACUUGCUCAAUCCCUCCGAAAAGUAGUUGACAAUCAGAAUGUGUCAUUUUUGGAUGCUGCAGAAUCUGCUGGCUAUAAGUUGAAUCUAGAGGACCUGCAUAGCGUAUUUUUAAAGACAGACAAAUACUCUGCUUUUAUAGAACUGCACAUUGAGCAGGGUCCCAUCUUAGAAAAGGAGGGUAUCCCUAUUGGCAUUGUUACUGCAAUUGCUGCUCCUGCAAGUCUUAAGGUGGACUUUGAAGGGAAUGGCGGUCAUGCUGGAGCAGUGCUGAUGCCUGCAAGAAAUGAUGCUGGACUGGCAGCAGCUGAAUUAGCAUUAGCAGUCGAGAAACAUGUCCUGGAAUCAGGAUCAAUUGAUACGGUUGGCACCGUUGGUAUUCUGCAGUUACAUCCAGGAGCAAUCAAUAGCAUCCCAAGCAAAUCACACCUAGAAAUUGAUGUAAGAGAUAUUGAUGAGAAGAGAAGGAAUGAUGUCAUUGAGAAGAUUCGCCAGUCUGCAGCACAUAUUUCAAAGAACCGUGGAGUAGAGCUUUCAGAAUUUAAGAUCAUCAACCAGGACCCACCUGCUCUAUCUGACAAAUCAGUCGUUGACGCAAUGGAAUUUGCUGCAAAACAGUUAAACCUGGCAUACAAAAAGAUGAUUAGCAGAGCCUACCACGAUUCACUCUUCAUGGCCAGAGUAUCACCAAUGGGUAUGAUCUUCAUUCCCUGUUACAAAGGUUACAGCCACAAGCCGGAGGAGUAUGCAUCACCCGAGGACAUGGCGAAUGGGGUGAAGGUCCUAGCCUUGACAAUGGCUACGCUGUCGCUGGAGUGACUUGUUAGCGUUUGGAGGAAUCAAGUCAGCCCGUGCCAAAAAGGCAAAAACAAACACCUGUGUUAUUUCUAAUAAUAAGCUGCAUAGCAUUGGCGUCAUCUUCCCUGCACCAGGCCUGUAUACAAACCAUCAUUCAUCAGGGUUUAGGAAUAAAGUUGUCAUCUGUAUCUGUAUGAUCUGGACAAUGAUUUUCUAGCUUGAUCAUAUUGAUAUAUAGUAGUGAUUUUCU